Molecule: messenger RNA, 1808 nt
Organism: Octopus sinensis (East Asian common octopus)
Lineage: Eukaryota; Metazoa; Mollusca; Cephalopoda; Octopoda; Octopodidae
Product: ankyrin repeat domain-containing protein 29-like
Exons: 9
Coding region: 696-1718 (340 amino acids)
Cellular component (GO): nucleus; cytoplasm
Molecular function (GO): protein binding
Source: RefSeq, a predicted model, not a curated record
UGUGUGUAUGUAUGCGUGUAGUUGUAGUUCUUACAUAAUGACACCUGCACGUGUAUGUGUGAGUGAGUGUAUUGAUAGUCGCAGUUCUGAGUCUACGAGUCUACGAUAGAUGGCAGUGGUGGAUCUUGCGUUGAAACGAUAUUCGGAGAGGUGGGCGGUGUUUCGAUGUUUUGUUAUCUAAGUAACCUAAUAACAACACUAGACGGAAGAAACAGGAACUGCACAACUAUAAUCCGAUAUAAGAAAUCAGCAACAACAAGGACAUACAAAAGAGAAAAGAAAAAAAAAACACGAACUGUAAAAAUUGAAAGAAAAACAUAUACAAUGAAACAUAAGAAAAAAAAAAUAGAAGGUAUGUCAGCGAGAUUUUAAGGUACCCGCGCAGCGGUUGAGUAACAAGAUUAACAGAUAUACAACAAACAGCAGCAAUAAGAACAACAACAAGCAACGUUGAAAUGCCGAAAGCUGCCGCUUGAAACUUGUGUGGUUGUUAACUGGUGGUUACUUAAAACAUUAUUGCUUCAGUCCAUUAAUUGAAGGACAGGCGGUCGGUCGGUCGGGCUGAGAAGAGAUCUGUCGGACGCACAGGCUAUCGGAACGAUUUUUACAUGCCUUGCCUUACGGUCUUAUUCUUCCUAUAAGACAUCCUCGAUGUAAAUGGAAUUAUAAACAGAAGGAACAGAAGAGUCUUCAGAAUGUCCCUAAAGAAAGAAACCCCAUCUGAUCAACAACUCCACCUGGCAGCAUUGCAAGGUAAUCUGGACCAGUUAUGUAAAGUUCUGGACAGUGGCAAAGUCCAUGUGGACUGUAAAGACAAGGAAGGUACGACGCCUUUAAUAUUAGCGUCAGCAAAUAACCAUUUAGAAUGUGUACGGGAGUUGCUGCGACAAGGAGCAGAUCCUCAGGCCAGACGACUGACUGGCACCUGUGCUUUGUUUUUUGCUGCUCAAGGUGGUUUCUUGGAUAUUGUGAAAGUCUUACUGGAAAGUGGUGCACCAGUAGAUUUGGCUAGUUUUGAUGGUGGUACCCCUCUGUUUGUUGCUUGCCAAUGUAACCACUUAGAUGUUGUUGAAGAAUUAUUAUUGAGAGGAGCUGAUAUCCAUGCACAGAUGGUUGAUGGCGCCACCUCUUUAUUUAUAGCUGCUCAAAAUGGUCACGUAAAAAUGUUGAAAUAUUUGUUAUCGAAAGGGGCCGAUGUAAAUAUAAAACGAAAGGACCAAGCCAGUCCAUUAUGGAUUGCAUCUCAGAUGGGACAUGCAAUGAUUGCCCGAGAACUGCUUGAAAAUGGAGCCGAGAUUGAUUCCACCCGAGAGGAUGGAGCAACCCCAUUGUUUAAGGCAUGCCAUAAAGGUCACCUUGAUGUUAUUGAAGAACUAUUGAAGAAUAAUUGUAACCUUGGACUUUUACCUAAUGGUGAAACUGUCCUCCAUGCUGCUGCUUUAUUUGGUCACCUGAAGGUUGUGAAACGGCUUGUUGAACACGGCGUAGAUAUAACUAUAAGGAAUAAGGAAGAUCAGACAGCUGCCGAGUUGUCCUCAGAAGCUGGGUAUGAUUUCAUUGCGAAGUUUUUGGAAACGAAAGGGGAAAGUGCCAAAGUGGAAUCAAAAAAUGAGGCCAGUAAUAUAGAAGUUGAGUCAAGUAUCAAAACCCAACUAGACCAGUCCACGGAGAACUGUACUCAGCUGCAUGAACUGGAGAACAAUGAAACAAAUGCUUAAAGAGACUUUACACAAGCUCCCAAAAAAUGGUAGAAUAUGAAGGUUAAGGAAUUGAAUAUAUGCUCAGCUCUUCAGAACACAACUUUUAAA